This is a messenger RNA of Neoarius graeffei (lesser salmon catfish), 930 nucleotides long. Its product is annotated as proteinase-activated receptor 3-like. The record is from RefSeq and is a predicted model, not a curated record. Gene Ontology annotation, molecular function: G protein-coupled receptor activity. The transcript has a single exon. Gene Ontology annotation, cellular component: membrane. The coding region runs from base 1 to 930 and encodes 309 amino acids. Gene Ontology annotation, biological process: positive regulation of Rho protein signal transduction; phospholipase C-activating G protein-coupled receptor signaling pathway. Lineage: Eukaryota; Metazoa; Chordata; Actinopteri; Siluriformes; Ariidae.
AUGGAGAUGUAUAAUGACACCAAUAACUCGCUGUCCCUGAGCGGAAAUGUCUCUGUAACUGAAAAGACUGUAUUUGAGAUGUGCAGCCACAUGCCUGAAUUCAUCCUGUUCUACAUGGUCCUGCAGUGUAUUAACAUGUUCAUGGGCAUCCCAGCCAACCUCAUGGUUCUGUGGCUGAUCCACCGUAAGCGGAGCGACUCGUCCACGUCAGACAUCUUCAUCUGGCACCUGGCUGUGCUGGACACCUUAUUCUGCCUCAUCCCACCAUUGGAGCUGGCCAACCUGCUUUACCUGACCACCAGCACCACCUGGUACAUUCUGCGCUUCUUCUAUGGCGUCAAGGACUCGUCGGCACUCUUCCUGGCGUGUAUCUGCAUGGACCGCUACAUGGCUGUGCGCCAUCCCAUCAUUUUCUCCAACCUGAAAGACCGGAACCAUCGUCCUGUGUGCGCCGGUGUCAUGUGGUUCAUCACGCUAGUGUAUGCCAUACUGAUGUGCACGGGCACCAUCCCAAAUUCCGUAAAAGUGUUCACGGUCAUGAUCAUGGCCACGUUUGCGUUCAUGCUCUUCUGCAACAUCUCCAUCCUGUGGGCGCUGAAGCGAUCUGGUCCAGGCAGGGACGACAUGCAUCUGGUCAAGAAGAGAGCUUUUAAGAUGGUUCUGAUUAUUUUAGCUAUCAUAGUCUUUAACUACUUCCCUCCUAUAGCGCUCUUCCCAUUUCAGCAAUAUUUCUCUCCUGACAUGUUUAAAUGUUAUAUUAAUUUCUUAGCUUUUGGCUUCAUGGACAUCAGCAGCAGCAUUCAGCCCGUCCUGUACCUGUCCAAUAAGAAACUGCAGUGUCCAGCGUGGUGCUGCGUGUGCUGCAACGCUAAAGACACAGAGACUGGAAAAACAACGGAGUCAUCCACGGUGUACACUACUAGUGGAUAG